AUGCAACUGAGGGCGUGGAAGUUGACGUGGUCGCCGUCGUCCUCUCGUUCGGGAUUAAGAGAAGGAGGAGGAGGAGGAGGAGGAGGAGGAGGAGGAGGAGGAGGAGGAGGAGGAGGAGGAGGAGUAGGGGGAGGAGGAGGGGCACGAGGGCGAGGUGCCAUUGCUGCGACGGGGCGUACGGGAUUAGCUGUUGCUGCAUGGUCACCAGCGUUGCCUCGUUGGAGCGCCGCGAGAAGGCCGAACAAUCGGGCUGACGAUUCUCGCGCGCAGAAUCCUGCAUCUAACGGUCGCGAUCUGCACGUGCUGGAUCCUGGUCGCGAUUUGCGCUUGCAAAAUCUAGAUCGCGAUCUACCCGAGCAGAAUCGCGAUGAUUGCGGCAUGAAGAAGCAAGACCGCCAUCAUUGCGCUCUGCUCGCGCAGGACCGCGAUCGUUGCGGUCCUGCGCCUGGGGUGCCUAGAUGUGACGCGUCGGCAGCUGCGCAUGGGGAACGACCCGCUCGUUACCGCAGUUACCACAGUUUCGACAGCAUCCUUCGGGACCGGGGGCAGAAAUGGGCGCGCCAUUUAACAGCUCCAGCGCAGUCAGGGUCCGGUUUCAACGAGGAGAUCGUGAGCGUUCACGCUGGGAUGAGGAAUCGCGAUCCUCAUCCCUUCUCAGAGAUCAUCGCCUGCCUCUGCUGCGCUUAA
This is a messenger RNA of Closterium sp. Yama58-4, 687 nucleotides long. NCBI's taxonomy places the organism in Eukaryota, Viridiplantae, Streptophyta, Zygnematophyceae, Desmidiales, Closteriaceae. The record is from the annotation of a GenBank genome assembly.